Molecule: messenger RNA, 560 nt
Organism: Bufo gargarizans (Asiatic toad)
Lineage: Eukaryota; Metazoa; Chordata; Amphibia; Anura; Bufonidae
Product: 40S ribosomal protein S15a
Exons: 5
Coding region: 130-522 (130 amino acids)
Biological process (GO): translation
Cellular component (GO): ribosome; cytosolic small ribosomal subunit
Molecular function (GO): structural constituent of ribosome
Source: RefSeq, a predicted model, not a curated record
CAAUAGAUUAGUAACGCCUAUAUCCCAGAGCUCGUCUCGUCAAACAAUCUCGCGAGAGUUCACAAUUUCCCAUAUCUCCCCGCGAGUUCUUCCUCCUCCCUCUUUCCGCCAUACUGCAGACCCGGCACCAUGGUGCGCAUGAACGUGCUUGCCGAUGCCCUCAAAAGCAUCAACAAUGCAGAGAAACGUGGUAAGCGGCAGGUUCUCAUCAGACCGUGCUCAAAAGUGAUCGUGCGAUUCCUGACAGUGAUGAUGAAGCACGGUUACAUUGGAGAAUUUGAAAUUAUUGAUGAUCACAGGGCCGGAAAAAUAGUUGUCAAUCUCACAGGCAGACUAAACAAGUGUGGCGUCAUCAGCCCCAGAUUUGAUGUGCAGCUGAAGGAUCUGGAGAAGUGGCAGAACAACCUCCUGCCUUCACGUCAGUUUGGGUACAUUGUGCUUACCACUUCAGCUGGCAUCAUGGACCAUGAGGAAGCAAGGCGAAAACACACAGGAGGCAAAAUCCUAGGAUUCUUUUUCUAAAUGUAAAAAACAGGCAGGAAAAUAAACUGUUAUCAAAA